AUGCUGUCCCGUCGCGAAUCUGCGGGAGAGGUUUGCGGUACCUUAUCCUCCGAUGACGAGCGGAUGAGUCUUGGUAGCGGAGAUAAUUUUUCGGAUGGCGGAUUUGUGUCUCGAUUUGGUGAUCUGUACAGACUGUUCUCUCCUGUUUCCCGGCGUGAUUCGGCUGCGGAGAUGCAAGAAGGAGCUGCGGCGGGAGAGGAGGAGGACAGGAUGAGCCUCGGCGGGCAGGAAGGAGAGGAUGUACAUGCCGCGAAGAAGCCCCCGGCGAAGAAGGUUGAGGAAAAAGACGAACUUGGCACUCCUGCUGUUCUUCCUGCAGAAUCAGAAAAAAAAGUUAUGGACAUGCCCUCGUCAGAUGAUGUUCCGGGUUGCGAAAAAGUGGAGCAUGAAGCAGAAUCUAAGGACACGGUGCUCUUGAAGACGAAACCAGAGCCCGCUCCCGAAGUAGAGGAUCCGCAGGCAAAAGCCGCUCGCGUCGCGGCUAAACUGCAACAAGAGGCUUCGGAAGAGGAGCAGGCCCUUCGCGAGACCGAGAUGCUGAUGCAGGAACUUGCGCGGCAGCGCGCCGAGCUGGAAGCGAAGCGCACGGUGAAGCCAGUCGAGGGAACUACGUCGCCGCGGAAAGCUUGCGAUGAUCAAACAGAAGAGCAAAAAGGAACAGCAGCAACGCAUAGCUUGGAAAAAACUGAAGACGUAGCGGGAAUAAACAACAGUGUGGCUGUAGCUUCUUUUGGCGCAGUAGAGGGAAACGGCGAAGGGUAAGCAGCUUUUUCGAUCCUGAUCCAGUUUCAUGCUUUUAUCCUUCGAUUGUUCAACCUAACAGAGAUGCAAACGGAUCCGAAUAUGCACCUGAAUAUGAAUGAAAACAUCGUAGGCGACGUACAUACUUACAAGUAAACUACUUCAGAUCUUCAUCUUGCACCACGUCAAGCGACAAGCAGCCUGCAGAGGAGAGUGUAGAAACUUUGGGCGAGACAGCCACAGUGCCUGCGCCAAUUGAGAAGAAUUCGAAAAUGGAUAUGUGGCGUGAAUUGGCCGCAAAGAGACCGGACAUGGUUGCGCACAUGCGAAAUCUGAAGGCGUUUCGGGCUGACAAGUGCGUUGGAGCAAACAAGAACUUAGCGCAGACGAACGAGGGGGCGGAGAAUCCAGAAGUAGCUGAGACGAACGGGAACGACGAAAACGAAAAGAAAACUUCGCCUCUAAGCGAUCAUGCGAUCGCAAGUCAGGAGCUUCAUGUUGGUGUCGAGAGCCAAAACGUCCAGGAUCGGAACGACAGAAAAGAUUAUACGCAACAGCAGAUGUCACGGAACAGCCGGAAAGAUUACACCCAGCAGGGGGCUCAGAGACACCAGCAUAUGCAGAACCAAGGCGCAGCCGCAGGCUGGUGGGCGGGUCCACAAGAUUCAGCUGCCGGCGGUCAUGCUGGCGGCUGGGGUGCGGCGCAACAUUCCCAUUCCCAGCAUGGACGUGAAUCGCAAUGGGCACCGCAGCAAAACGACGGCAACUACAACAAAGCCUCCCCGAACAGUUCGCAACAAGGUACUAUCCUAGGGGGGAAUAAAAACUGGCCGGGAUCGUGGGCGGCGUCACCUGCACAGCAAGAUCAGUACAACCAGCAACAAUCCUGGGGGACUUGGUCGGAAGCAAAGGUUAACGCAAGUGAUCCAAAAAGCACCAGCUGGAAGAAUAGGAACAAUGGUGAUUGGUGGUCGCAGGGAAAUAACGGUGGUUCCUGGUCCAGCUGGGACAGUAGAAACAACCAGAAUUACGGACAGAAUCAGAACCAACAAAACUGGUGGUCUGCUGCUUCGGAUGGGGCAAACAACUUGAAGCAGAAUCAGGAUCAUCAGCAGAGGUGGCAAUCGUCAACAAACACGGGCAGAAAUCAAUACCAGCAACAAAACUCCGACACAUCAGCGACAGCUCCUCUAAAGCAUGAACGAACUACGCAGGGAGGACAGCACAUUCGCACCGGGCAGCAGGGUAGGAAGAAUGAUAACCAAAAAGCUAGUACUGUUUCCAAUGACGGCAAGAAUGAUGUGAAUCCAACUCCGUCUCCGACCAGCACUGUGUCUGCACGACCCGUUCUUGCAGCUGAGGCCGAAAUCGCCAAACCCGCAGUGCCGAAAUUUGAUUGGGCUGCGUACGCAAUGAAGCGCAAGGAGCAGGUAGCGAAGGCCGGCCCCGUGAAGCUAGCUGCCGUAAACAAGGAAAGCACGCAGAUGGUUCGAAAAAUAUACAUCAACGUUGCACUCGACCCCGCCCGAUACAGGUGCCGGCAGCGCCUGGUGCGGGCCCAUUUACGCCGACGCCACGCUGUCCGACUUAAGCAGGCUCGCGAAGCAGUUUACGGUGCAGCUGUCGUGGACAAAAAGCAAAACUCGAUGCGCGGCCGGAGAAGCGCGGCGAGGUCUAAGUCCCGUCGAAGCUGCUGCUCAAAAGGCCGCGCUGUUGUUUCUUCUCGACGGGAAACAAGUAAGAAAGGAACAAGGAGCAAAACCGCGCGGAAAAAUCGCGGUGAAGAAGCCGCGGUGACUAUGUUCGAUGUUGGGAGGCCGGAGAAUGAGAAAAUGAUGAAGAAGCAAGCCAACAUGUAUGGAUUUGACACGGAAAAGCCCGAACAGAAGGACAAGUUCGCGUAUUUCGUGGAGAAAGUGCGGAAAGAAGAGUGGAAGGUCGCACUGGAUCACGCUUUUGGCGAGAAGAAGUGGGUGCAAGUCGAAAAACCUGGACCUAAGAAGAAGGAGAAGCGUCCGGUUUGGGACCCAAAGAAAGGACGGGAGUUUUGGCGUCACGUGACCGUACCAAAUUACGAGUGGGUGGAGAAAUCUACGCUGAAAAGGGAUAUUCCGGACCGCCGGGCGUUUGAGGUCGAGAAGCUGUUGCUCCAACUGAAGGACGGCAAGAAGACGCUGAAAGAAGUGCUGCAGCAGAAACUGUUACAGGGGAAGAAAACGAAAGCGUCCUCUGCCUCCCGCGCUGUUUCAUCUAGUGCAACCAGCGCAGCUGGGGCAGCCGCGACGACCGCUGGUGACCACGACAAGGACCGACUACACCAGUUAUGCAAUUGGCACAUGACGCGAACCUGGCUCCAGAGUGUGCAGCGUCUGGUGUGGAACCACGUUGCGAGCGUGCGCUUAGAGCGCAAUGGUACCUCCAUCGAGGUUGGAGACGUGUUGCGGUACCCGGAUGGCACCCUGCGGCAGGUCACGGAGCGGGAUGUGGAAAAACCGAACGCGGAGAAACUUCUCCGGCUAGUCGCGUUGCCGCUGCCAGGUAUAGGUAACAUCAAGUGAGAUCCUGAUAUAAUAAAAUAUGAUUCGUUGCUCAUGAACACUGGCUGCACGCUUUGAUACUUCUAGUCGUGAAGGAGAAGGUGAAAACGAACACGAAGGUAACAAACAGCAGAAUUUUUUACUGCACUCACGCACUUCUACCUACAGGUAAGACCAUUCCCGUGCUCCAGUAUCCGACGAACUUAGUAUCUGUCUACGAGGACUUUUUGCGGGGGGAGCUCGGUAUCACCGACGGAUUGAAAUCCUUCGGGAAACGAUACUGGGGUAAGGAGGCGGUGCACGUGAAAGGGAAGUGGCGGUAUCUGUUCUACCGCCCCGUGGAGCGCGUGACGUUUCAGCUUCUUGACGGCACGGUUCCUCGUUUUGAAGAUGUUGUCUCCGAAAACAGGGUGGCUCCGAUGGAAAGCAAGACAGAAGAUGAAACUCAAGAAACUGCUACUUUAGUACCGCCGAUGGAGAAGGAGAACGACGUGGAUGCCAAACUCGAAGAAACUUCCGCCCCAAUUGCUGGAAAUAACUUGGCUCAGCAGAAUGUUGCCGAAGAUGGUAGGGGAUCAACGCUCCUCGUUGGACCGGGAAUGCAGAGUCUGUUGAAGAAAGCAGGCCCGAAGAAGUGCGCUGCAACCCCGCUGCUACUAUUCGACGACGAAACUGAUAAUGAUAAUUUCGGCGGAAAGCUAGAGGACGAAUCCGAAAACUCCGCCGCAGACGCCACGCAGGUAGCGCUGAAGGUGAAGUUUGAAAUGAAGCGGAAUCGUGCGAAAAAUAGUGACUGCGCUGCCUUUUUGCGAGAACUGUGCCAAUCGUUUUCACCGUAAAAUGUUGUAGGCUAGAACUACGAAGUACAAAAAGAAAAAUUAGCGACAGCCACAGCAUUCACAAAUUUUGCGUACAACGACAUGCGUGUUGAAAUAAAAAUCUUGGUCGUGUUGCACGACGACAUCGAUUUUGAAAAAAUAGUGACCACCUGUUGGAAGUGGGCUACGAUGCUCGUUUCAUCAUAU
Messenger RNA from Amoebophrya sp. A120, 4303 nucleotides. NCBI's taxonomy places the organism in Eukaryota, Dinophyceae, Syndiniales, Amoebophryaceae. The record is from the annotation of a GenBank genome assembly.